Antrostomus carolinensis (chuck-will's-widow) is the source of this 327-nucleotide messenger RNA. RefSeq names its product 5'-AMP-activated protein kinase subunit gamma-1-like. The annotation marks the transcript as partial. The record is from RefSeq and is a predicted model, not a curated record. Gene Ontology annotation, biological process: regulation of catalytic activity; protein phosphorylation. Gene Ontology annotation, cellular component: nucleus; nucleotide-activated protein kinase complex; cytoplasm. Gene Ontology annotation, molecular function: protein kinase regulator activity; protein kinase binding; AMP binding. Lineage: Eukaryota; Metazoa; Chordata; Aves; Caprimulgiformes; Caprimulgidae. The transcript is spliced from 3 exons.
GAGGUCCCCAAACCCCAAUUCAUGACCAAGACGUUGGAGGAGCUGCAGAUCGGCACCUACAGCAACAUCGCCGUGGUGAGGACCAGCACCCCCAUCUACGUGGCCUUGGGCAUCUUCGUGCAGCACCGAGUGUCUGCUCUGCCUGUGGUCGAUGAGUCGGGGCGGGUGGUGGAUAUCUACUCCAAAUUCGAUGUUAUUAACCUGGCAGCUGAGAAGACCUACAACAACCUGGACGUGACGGUGACGCGGGCGCUGCAGCAUCGCUCCCACUACUUCGAGGGCGUCCUCAAGUGUUACAAACAUGAGACCUUGGAAACCAUCAUCAAC